GAAUUUUCACAUUCUAACUACCCCCUUUUAACUCUCUAGUACUGUAUAAGUGCAAAAACCCACAAGAAGUAGUGGACUACGGAUUCUAAACCAUGAAACUAGUUAACAAAAAGCUUCUUUUCCGUCAACAACCAUUUGGAAUUGUACUGCAGUUGGCGGCAAACAUACAAAAUGUCGCUUUGGAGGUCAGCCGGAAUUAGUUAUAUUCGAUUCUCUGCAAUCUGUGCAAAAGUUGUUAGAGAUUGUCUAAAAAAUGAGUAUAAGUUUGAUGCUUCUAAACGAGUUGGAGGCCUAAUGAAAAUUACAAACUGGAAAGACGGAAAGCCAAUCAAGAAAACAGAUUAAAUUGAAGUAAAGAAGUUCUGUUUGUUGCUCGCUGACAAAACACUACCGAAAUGUAGUUAACAUGGAGUAUUCAAAGUACUCCACUUCUAUGUAAACGUACUAGUGUUAAUAAAAAUUUAUCUACAAAAGACACAUGUUGGUGCAUGUGUUGAUUUUCUGCGCCUUGAAAUUUGUUCUCCUUCCAUUAUUAUAGGAAAAACGAUGUUGGAUAAAAGUCACCAAGAGAAUUAUAGCUUGUAACACUGAAGUGAUGUAAGUAUUGUUUCUGUAGAUAGGAAGUUGAAGAUUUAUAUUUGGGCCGCACUCUCUGUUUCUGCACUAGAUUCUUGACAUCGUUGUGAAUGUAAAUAAACCAGCAGCUGCUAACAAAAGUAGUCUGAGAAGUCCGUGUUACAUGUCAUCCUAGAUAUUAAGACAAUUAAUAUUGAC
Messenger RNA from Heterobilharzia americana, 774 nucleotides. NCBI's taxonomy places the organism in Eukaryota, Metazoa, Platyhelminthes, Trematoda, Strigeidida, Schistosomatidae. The record is from the annotation of a GenBank genome assembly.